UGCCGAGUUCCGCGUGAAUUGCAUGCACCUCUCACAUAUGCUGAGAAAAGAGGUGGAUGCAAAUCUCCUACAACAUCUGUCCGAACAUUAUGCAUCUAUCUCUUAAGGUCACUUUGCUGUGCACAUUGAUCAAAUGUCACCACAUGUUUUUACUCAUCAUCUCAAGGAAUUCAACUAAUACUAAAUGUAAUAAAAUACUGCUGACUCUAAAGGUUCAUAAAAUAUAUACGUUUUUAAUUAAACAGCGUGCUGCAGGACUCGGUAUGACAAACUAAAAAGAAUUCUGCAAACUGGUGAACAUUGAGCAUUAGCCUACAUUGAGUUAGCCAUAGUAACCUUUUUUGUUUUCAAAUAUAAAUAGGGCUACACUCAUACAUAAGUAAAUAACGAACACCAAAGGCUUGUGUGAAUUGUGUCCAUGCCUAACGUUAGAUCAGAAGAGCUCCAAAUAACUAAAUAUAGCAAGUCCAUAUACUAAUAUACCUAUAAUGCCAACGGCAGCUAAUAUCAUUCGUUUCUCCUGGAAAGAUACCAGUAAGUUCGGGUUGUGGUUGUAACCUACCAUGAAAAACAACAACAAAGAGCAGGACAGCAUGGUAACGUGAAGGCAGCGCAAGUGUUCAUGUUACUAUGGUAACCUGGGGCGUCAGUGCUGCUGGCACGUCGGACUGCAGUUUAGGUUAAUAACUUGUACACACUGUUGUAGCUAAAGACAAAUAAACCAGCCGUGAAAGAGACUUGAGACAUGGACAACUGCGAUUUGGAGAAGCUCUGUGUCUCUGGUGGGAAGCUCCAUCCAGCGUUCACACCCGAAGUUACAGAUUACAAAGUGACAGUGGAGAGCAGAGUCAGCAAAGUGACUCUGGGCCUGACCGCUAGUGACUGUGGGGCUUCGUACCGUAUUCUCUUUGGCGACGGUUCCAGCAGCAUUAAACUGAAUGAUGGGAUAAACAAAGUAGAAAUCGAGGUGGUAGCUGAGGAUGGCUCCAUGAAGAUGUACCAUGUGGAAAUCACCAGGCUGUCUGCAAAGAUUGCAGAACUCAGUAAUUUGGCACUGGAAGGAGAUAUUCCAUUUCAUCCUGCAUUUUGUUCCAAAAUCUUUGAAUAUAACAGUAUGGUUCCAUUUCAUUGCAAUGCUGUGACCCUGCUUCCCAAGGUGCCAGACAGAGACAUACAGAUUACAGUGAAUGGGGUAGACAGCUCACAACCAGUCCCUCUGAAUUUUGGAGACACUGUGGUAGAUGUCUCAGUCUGUUCAGCAGAUGGCAGUAAUUCACAGGUGUACACAAUGUUGGUGACUCGAGAGCUCAUUCCCAUGGCUGUAACCUUCACUGAUGAGAAGCAGCAGCUGGACUAUGAAUGCCCAGUAUCUCUGUCUGCUUUUUAUAGACCUGUAUCCAUCAACCACAGUGACCCAAAGCACAUCUUCUCAAGGCCUUAUAUUGAGAUGCUGGCGCGAAGAUCAAAAGUCGACCCACUUAGCGACUGUCUGCUGGGAGACGGCUGGAAGGUUGUUGAAUUGGACCUUGACAGGAAGAUGUCGGAUGCUCUGAUCAGGUGUUUCUUUACUUACAGAGGAUGCGACAGUGUGAUGAAAUUGUCUGAGCUGGGGUCACACUCACUGGACUGCCCACACAAGCCCACAGGGGACCUGGAUGCAAAGGAUGUCACAGAGACAAAUUGGUAUAAGAAGCACUUUGCAUCAUCAGGUUGUUGGGAGAGAGAGACUAAACACAGUUUGGAGGUGCGUAACUGGGAGGAAAGACUACAAAUGACAGCAGGAGAAGACAAUGUGGAUAAACUGUGCGCCGCGGCCCAGAAUCACCUGAAACUGUACCAGCAACACCUGCCAAAACCAGGGGAUAUGUUACAGUAUGAGAACGGCCAGUCUCCUCUGCAUAGCCUGGAGCAGGCUGCAGUCCACUAUGCAUCAGCUAUCAGACUCAGCUCCAGAGAUGCCAGACUCCACUUCCUGCUGGGUGUUGUUCUUGAGGAACACCACUUCGCUACAGAGAUGUACGGCCUCCAGAGGAAUGACAAGGCUGACAGAGACAGAGAUGAAUUUAGCGAUGCCAAAUCAACAGCACGUCAGGACGACAUCCUGGCUGUGUGCAAACUCCACGGUUUCCUCGGCAAGCCCACAGUGCAGAACCAGCUGCAGGCCUUGGAUCAGGAAUAUCAGCAGCUCAAAGAGCAGGGACAGUCCAGCAAAGCAGACUAUGUUCAGACACUCUACAUUUGGCUGUCCAAGAAAACUGGCAAGGAUAGCAGUGCAGCCGUGCGGGAUAAAGAGAACUGUGUCCACCGGGCACUGAUGAAGUACCAGGAUGCCUGGUCUCUGAGUCCUGACAGCUGGGAGUACAACCUUCAUGUAGGAAGGCUGCUGCUGUUGCAGGGGAGGAGCAGGGAAGCCCUGCAGCACUUCCAGAGCGGCCUGGCGCUGCAGCCCCUAAAACCUGCACUCAGAUUCUUCACAGGGCUGGCUCUGCUGCAGCAGGAGCAGAAAGCCUCUGAGGACACAGAGAAGGAGGCUGCUCUGUUCUUACUACAGGGACUGGAGCACUUUGUCAGCCAGCGCUGCAGCAAGAGCUGGGUGGAGAAGGAUCCAUCAGACCCUCUGUCCAACCUCAGCACACAGUUCCUGCGAGGCCUUCUCACUCUGGGCCACCUACAGCAGAGAAACACACUGUCUGAGAAGGCCAUGAGUGCAGAACAGGUCUAUCACACUCUAGCAGUGCUGACUGCCCAGAGUGUGAGUCAGUGUGUGUGUCGUGGCGAAGUGAGCUGGCAGCUGGAGUGGGUGCUCCUAGAUGCUCAGUUUGCCCUGCUGCACAGGCUGAUCCAGCACGGUGAGUGCCAGGCCAAGCCUGGCAUCGAGAGGCAAUCCCUGGUAGCAAAGAGAUGUCAGGCCCUAACAGCACUCAUACGCCUCACCUCUAUUGCCCCCUGUCAAGAGCUGCUGGACAUGCAGGAGAGGGCAUGCCAGCUAGCAGUGGUGACCACACCACGGGACAGCCACGCCCUGUGUCUCUUGGGUCUGGCGCAGUUGUCUCAACAUGACAACAACCCAAAUUCAGACGGGUCAAAAGAAGCCAUAACUGACGCCUGCCUCAGCUUCCAGGCCAGCAUUGAGCUGGAACACAAGACUCAGAGUGGAGAGUCACCUGAACAGCUGAGCAAACAAAAGUGGUGGCAGGACCGGCAGGAGGUCGAAAAUGAGAAAGCUACCAAGCAGUCCAUCAGUCAACCAGCGGGAGUGAAGAGGCCCUCUGACACCAGUGUAGCCAACAGAGGAGCUAACCGGGGCAGGGGAGGGCCUGGUCAAGGGUGUGUGGCAGCAGCUGUAAACAAAGGUUUCGCUACUCUUCCCCCAGCCCUCAUCAGGGGAGGGAAAGCUGCCCGGCUUCCAGCCAAAACGCCCACAGCCAGGGGGAGAGCUGGAGCAGCAGCCAAGCCAGAUAAAUCAGCUAUACUUUCCAACAAUGGUACUAAACCCCAGCUCCCUGCCAACAAGUCCAAACAGGACUGUUGCCCUGAUACUGUCAAGACAGCAGAGGAGCCUGCUGUGGCAGACAGAGAGAAAGUCCCCAGUCUGGUGAACCGCAGGUCUCAUAUCUCACGGCUGGGUCUUGCCCGUGCCCUCUCCCGCUCUGCAGACACCCAGGAACAAGCAAAGCAGCUCUACCAAGAGGUCAUCUCCAUGGCACCAGGGGUCCACGAUGCCUACAUUGAACUUGUGCAGUUGCUGGAGCCGUCAGACCCUCAGGCUGCAGUGGAGGUGUACUGCAGAUUCCCUCUGAAGCCUGUGGCCGAGCAAAGCUUUGAUGAUGCCUUCAUCACAGGAGAGAUCGUCCGCAUGCUGAUGGCGCAGGAGCAGUACAACCAUCCGCAGCUGGGCCCCAGCCUCGUGGCAUAUGGCAAAGUCAUGGGCCUAAGUUGCAUAGACAAAUACAUCGACAUCUUGGAUGGAAAGUCCAUGACCAAGCUGCUGAAGAGUAUCUACGCGAGAAUCCAUGACAGACAGGAGGACAAUGAGGACCUGCAGGAUUUCUUCAAGUUCAAAUGCUGGAUAUGAGAAGGCUUGUAAAUGCCUGUGUUUAUCUUUUUGAAUCCUUAGGUCACAGUUUGCUUAGAAAGAUAUUUUGGGCUGAUAAAACACUAUCAGCUCUCCAUAGAUACAGAAAUCCUCUUGACUUUACCUACACCUGCUGUUAUAGAUGAGCCAUUCAUAUCGGACAGACGACACUGAGAACAUGUUCAUCUUUUUUCCAAAGGCACAUGUAAUUUGAAAACAGAGUUCUCAAUAAAAUGACAUAUCAAAAGUGAGAAUGGAACUCAACAACGUUCACCAAUAGUGCAACAAAAGAAAGGUGUUUCAGUGAGCAUCCUACAAAAAUGGAAAGAUAGAUAGAAAAAAAUAAAUCUUGAUCCCCAAAAUGUUA
Molecule: messenger RNA, 4442 nt
Organism: Micropterus salmoides (largemouth bass)
Lineage: Eukaryota; Metazoa; Chordata; Actinopteri; Centrarchiformes; Centrarchidae
Exons: 20
Coding region: 746-4075 (1109 amino acids)
Biological process (GO): protein polyubiquitination; ubiquitin-dependent protein catabolic process
Molecular function (GO): ubiquitin protein ligase activity; protein binding
Source: RefSeq, a predicted model, not a curated record